AUGCGUGUGAGCGUGACCCCGGUGAAACCAGUGGCGCGGCAGCAUGAGCGAUCGGCGUCAUGCUUCAAUUUCCGGAGAACUGAUGGCGUUCUUGAGGUUCGCGAUGCGCUGUGCAGAAACCCCUCGAGUAGAUCGUUCGGCACCUUCGCCGAGCUGGCAGACGCGGGGAGACGGAGUCAGGACAAAAGCCAAGACCUGAAUCGGUUGACAGCAGCCGAUCGCUACAUCAUCGAGUACCUGACCAAUCAGUACCACAAGGACUAUCCCGUAGAGGAAGCGGAGAUUGUUGACGACCGGCUAUCGUCACGAAGAACGAGUGUUUCUAUGAGACAUCAACCCUUGGAUACGUCCCCUUUCGUGACUGUCCGGGACAUCAUUGGGCCUUCAGCGUGGUGUCUGAUCCUGAUGGUGGCCAUGAUCGUUGCCGACAUCGGGACCACGGUCUCGUACCACGCACAAGACGAGAUCGAAAUGUUCCGUUGGUGUCUUCUAAUUCCUCAUAUCGUCUGCAUCGUUCUCUUGUUCGAGCGUUUGUGUGGACUGCGAAGAACGUCUGGUUAUCUCGUUUCGAUAGUCGCGACUCUCUGGUAUAUUUUCACCGCACCAUUGCUCCGGUUCCUCCCGGUCCUGACGCUGAUGACUGCGACUUUUGACAAAGUGUUGAUGCUGAGCGGUGAUCCGACGGAUACCACGGAGUUCGUCAACAGGCACGAAUGGCACGCUUUCAAUGAUUUGGUCUGGAUCGGAGCAUUGUACUGCGUCCCAAUGGCGAGCUUUCAACUUUAUGCUUGUCUUCUGACGAAAGUCUCCAAGGGAGAGCCCACUCUACUGACUUUCCAAUUGGUGUCCAUAUGCUGCGGAACGCUCCUCGCUUCAGUUAUCGCGGCCGUGUAUUCGUUUUCUAUCCGUCGAGGAUCUUCAGAGCGCCAGAGUUUCUCUCAGCAGCUGUUGGUCCCCACAAUCGAUCGGCCGACGGCGGGUUACGUGAUAACAAGGAUUUUCGCCUGGUUCGUCACUAUCAGCUCAAAAGUUUUGAUUAUCGCGGUUCUGAUCAAGUUGAUCGGUCCACCUCUGGCCAUCUUGGUGCUUCUGGUGAGCCGAAUACCCAUGGUACUGCUGAUUUCACUAGUGAGUGAAAUCACAUGGUCCGUGGGUGAUGUCAUCACCGUUGCGAUGCUCUCCCCGACGUAUCUGGUCGCGUCUUCGAAACUCGGACCCGUACGAGACUGCAUCGAGAAGCCUCGGAUCGCAAUCCUGCACUCUGGGGCAUGCCUCGUCGAAGCGGCUAGUGUUCUCCUAGCUGCACUCCUACUCGACGCUUUUCCUGCGGAACGUGUGAUUCAGAUGGCUCUUUUCGAAGGAGCAAUGCUCUUCCUGGCUUCUCUGCUGUUCUUCCUGUCGCAUCGGAUUUACCUGAACAGCAUGGCCUCGAUCAAGAUCUGA
This is a messenger RNA of Galendromus occidentalis (western predatory mite), 1443 nucleotides long. RefSeq lists its product as uncharacterized. The coding region runs from base 1 to 1443 and encodes 480 amino acids. The record is from RefSeq and is a predicted model, not a curated record. The transcript is spliced from 8 exons. NCBI's taxonomy places the organism in Eukaryota, Metazoa, Arthropoda, Arachnida, Mesostigmata, Phytoseiidae.